Larimichthys crocea (large yellow croaker) is the source of this 5160-nucleotide messenger RNA. RefSeq names its product serine/threonine-protein kinase WNK4. The record is from RefSeq and is a predicted model, not a curated record. Bases 398 to 4468 code for a protein of 1356 amino acids. The transcript is spliced from 25 exons. NCBI's taxonomy places the organism in Eukaryota, Metazoa, Chordata, Actinopteri, Sciaenidae. Gene Ontology annotation, biological process: protein phosphorylation. Gene Ontology annotation, molecular function: ATP binding; protein serine/threonine kinase activity.
GAGUUUCCGUUCAUUGUGACGUAUAUACAGUGUGUUUUUGUCAGGUGACAGGUGUGGUGUGGGCGGGGCUUGCUGCCGCUCAUGCUGUCUGUUCUCCGCUGAUAAGGCUCGUGCCCUCUGACAGGGAGCAGCGCGUGCAGACAUGACUUGUGACAGACGUGAAGAAGACGGAGGAGAACUGAAGAAGUCUCACCGUGCUGGAGGUCUGCUGUGACUCCGGUGAACCGGGACGAAACCGGGACUCAACCGGGACUAAAUCCGGUCUGUCGAGGUCCUGUGCGGGUCUUCUGCUGUUUCUGUCGGUUCAGCUUCAUUAGUGACCCGCUGCUGACAGUUUGAAUCAAAUGUGAGCUGUGACAUCACCUCUGACAUCACGACCUGCUGAGGAAGGAGGAGGAUGCUGCCGUGGAUCACAGACGAUCAAACCAAAAGACCUGAAGAAGAGGAGGGGGAGGAGGAGGAAGAGGAGGAGCAGUCUGUCCCUCCUCUUCCUCUUCCUCCUGUUACCAUACCAACCUCAGAAAGCGCCCUAUCAGCAGCUGCGUCCAAUCAGGACGUGAGCUCGGACUCGGGGGAGGAGACAACGGCUACGUUCUCAGACUCCAACAGGGAGACGUUACCGUGGCAACGGGAGACACAAGAGGUGGAGGAGGAGCGCGAUGAAGAGGAGACGCAGGCGGUGGCCUCGUCGCCCGACGGACGAUUCCUCAAGUUCAACAUCGAGAUCGGACGAGGAUCGUUCAAGACGGUUUACAGAGGACUGGACACGGAGACCACGGUGGAGGUGGCCUGGUGUGAGCUGCAGACUCAUCGUCUGAACAAGACGGAGCGUCAGAGGUUCAACGAGGAAGUGGAGAUGCUAAAAGCUCUGCAGCAUCCAAACAUCGUCAGAUUCUUCGACUCCUGGAAGGCGAUGCUGAGGGGCCACAAAUGCACCAUCCUGGUGACGGAGCUGAUGACGUCGGGGACUCUCAAGACGUACCUGCGCAGAUUUCGUCAGAUGAAGCUGAAGCUGCUGCAGCGUUGGAGCUUCCAGAUCCUGAAGGGGCUGCAGUUCCUGCACUCACGCUGCCCCCCUAUCCUGCACAGAGACCUCAAGUGUGACAACGUCUUCAUCACCGGACCCUCCGCCUCCGUCAAGAUCGGAGACCUCGGCCUCGCCACGCUGAAGAAGGCUUCAUUCGCCAAGAGCGUCAUCGGGACCCCAGAGUUCAUGGCUCCGGAGAUGUAUGAGGAGAAGUACGACGAGGCUGUGGAUGUUUAUGCCUUCGGCAUGUGCAUGUUGGAAAUGGCAACGUCAGAGUACCCGUACUCUGAGUGUCAGAACGCCGCCCAGAUUUACCGCAAAGUCACCAAUGGAAUCAAACCCAACAGUUUUUCUAAAGUAAAAGUUCCAGAGCUGAAGGAGAUCAUUGAAGGCUGCAUUCGAACCAACAGUAGCGAGAGGUUCACGGUUCAGGACCUGCUGGAUCACCGUUUCUUCCAGGAGCAGCUCGGGGUCCAUGUUGAUCUGGCCGAGGACGACAACAGCUCGAAGGCGGCACUGAAGCUCUGGCUCAGGAUGGACCACAACAAGAAGCUUCAUGGGAAAUACAAAGACAACAACGCCAUCGAGUUCCUGUUCGAGCUGUACAAAGACGUCCCUGAGGAGGUGGCCCAGGAGAUGGUGGUGCUGGGUUUCGUGUGUGAGGCAGACUAUAAGCUGGUUGCCAAGGCGAUCAGACACCGUGUGACGACCAUAAAGCGUCAGCGAGAGAAACAGCGCCGCCUGCUGGAGGAAGCAGUGAGCUGUCAGAAGGAAGCAGUCAUCGAGGAGGAGUCUGACCCCGCCCCACAACCACCUGAACGGACCAAUCAGAAGCCUGCAGCCGCCACAAGCCCAUCUGCUGCUGGAAAGCUGGAUUCAGAACCUGCCCCUGCCUGGAUACAAGCCCCGCCCUCGGUCAUGGUGACAUCAUCGAGUAGCAGCCCGGUGGAUUCUGGGAUCAGCAGCGUCUCCAGCAGGGCGGAGGGAGACGACGGCAAGGCCACUGGCAAACACACCCCAUACUCCUUCGCUACAUCAGACUGUGAGAUUGGCAGCUCCUUCAGUUCCUCCGGUGUCCCAGAUAAUGUUGAAACCACGCCCCCUCCAGUCACAAACCCUGCCCCCGUCUCGUCUGUCCAUGCCCCUGCUCUCGUGGCUCAGGAAACCCCUCACCCAGAGACUGGUCCUCGCCCUCUGACCCGGACACCAUCCAAAGCUCCGCCCCUCCCCGUGCUCCGUUUCCCCAAGAGCAUUGCCGUGUCCAGCAACACAGAGCGACCUCCAUCUGGAUCAGUGUGUGGCUUCUCCUCACCUGUUGACAGCUACGCCUCUGAUGUGACCUCAGGUUUGAGUGACGGCAAUGAUGGCCAAUCAGACAAAGGCAACCAGGAAAUGACCAAACGGGAAGCUAUGAAGCAGUUCAGGAGGAGAGCACGGGCUCGUCUGAAAAUCACAGGGGUGUCAGACUUGGUGGACCGGGUGGUGGAGUGUCAGCUGCAGACUCACAACAGUAAGAUGGUGACAUUUAAGUUUGACCUGGACGGAGACAAUCCAGAGGACAUCGCCUCUGUGAUGAUCCACAGAGACUUCAUCCUGCCAUCUGAGCGCGACGGAUUCAUCCUCCGCAUGUAUGACAUCAUUGAAAGGGCGGAGUCAAUGAUGCAUCAACAGCGGCCAGCCACGCUGUCCGAGUCCACGUCUAACCUGCCAGCCCAGGGUCUCUCCAGAACUCUGUCCUCGUCUUCACUUCCUGACAUUGCAGAAGCUGAGCCCUCCCCCGUGAAGAGCAUCGACUUCUACAUCGACUCUGAGGCCACACCGUCCGUCAGACCACUGAGGUCACAGUCUUUCCACACCUCAUCAGCUUCCCCCCAUCAGCCUCCCUCUUACCCCCUCCAUUACCCCCACCCAGACCCCACCCCUCCGCCCCUCUCACCUCUCCUCUCAGUAUCACCUCCAGACUUCCCCCUACUCCCCUUACACCACCCCCUUCCCCACCCAGAGCUCCUUCACUGGCAUCCCCCGUGUCCACACGUGGCCCACUCCUUCAUGCCACCACCUGGGACCCCCAACCAGGGCUUUCACCCCCAGCCCCACUCUCCCCAAUUCCCCUCCUCCGAGGCUCCCCUCUCUCCCCCCAUGUCUCCUUCCCUGGGUCUUAAGCGGCAUCCUCCAAGCCACGCCUCCUUCUCUGCUCCCUUCUCCUCCCAGCUGUUCUAUAGCGCCCCCACCCCUCUAACAGGCCCCGCCCCUGACAGCCAGGAGGUGGCUCCGCCCAGCCAGACGCCAGAAACACCUCAGCCGCACAGUCCUGUUCAGCUGAAGGUUGGCCCAGCUCCGCCCCCUCAUGGUUCAGAGACUGUCUCAGCUCCCACCCUGACCGGUGCUUCCGGUACUCCCACCCUGACCGGUCCUCCCACCCUGACCGGUACUCUCGGUACUCCCACCCUGACCGGUCCUACCGGUCCUCCCACCCUGACCGGUCCUCCCACCCUGACCGGUCCUCCCACCCUGACCGGUACUCUCGGUACUCCCAGUCCCAUGGGAGAGCUGUCUGACUCCUGUGCCUCGUCACCGCCUGUCUCGACUCCUCACACUACAGUGUCCGCUCCUGUCUCACCUGGACUGUCACCCAUACAGGAGGUGAAAAAAUCUUCAGGUAUCACUGUCGGUCGUUUCCAGGUGAUGCCCUUAAAAGACAUUCCCGCUGUCUGUCAUCAGGAACCACGCCCACUGAAUCAGGCCUCGCCCACUGCCCACUCCCCGCCUCCCUUCAAACGGGACCAAUCAGAGAGCAGCACGGAGGAGCAGAGCGAAUCAGAGAGUGGUAUCAGCACAGUGACAGUCCCACCACCUGGACCGCUUCAUGGUUACCGUGACAACGCUGGAGGACGGGAUGAAGAGGAGAGGAGGAGGAGGGAGGAAGACAAGGAGGAGGAGGAAGAGAAGGAGGAGAACAAGAGGAGGGGCGGUCCGAGGCUGAGCAUCAGUCUGUGGGAGGGGUCGGCUGGCAGUCCUGGGAUGAGUGGCAGCAGCCUCAGCCAAUUGUGGAGCCGCACGGCUCCCUACAUCAGCUCUGACGAAUCAGAGAGCGAGAACGAGGAUAUGUGGGUGGAGCUGGAGGAGCUCCGCGAAAGACACCUGGUGGAGGUGCAGAACCUGCAGGCCAAUCAGAAGCAAGAGAUCGAGGAGCUGUACCUGAGGAUGGGUAAAGUCCCGCCCCCUGGUAUCGUCUCUCCAGCCACCAUGCUGAAUCACCGCCAACGGCGCCUCUCCAAGACAGGAAACUACCCUCCGUCUCGCAAAAACAGUCUGCAGAGACUGGAUGUGCCGCCCCCUGCAGGUAUCAUGAGGAAGAGCUCGCACAGUGGCAGCAGCAGUGGAUCUCAGGAGAGAGCAGGGAAAGGCGUGACCUUUGCCCCCAAAUACAGCUGCAUGUGAGCGGAGCUAACAGAAGAUAUGAAGAAGAUUGCUGGAGAGAUGAAGAGAAGUCGUCAGUGAACACACUGUCACUUUAUUAUCAAAGUCUGACUGCUCAAGAUGAUUAUUAUAAUUAUAUUAUUAAUUAUUAUCCCCUUUGUAAGAUUGAGUUUAAUUCCAGACUUUAGAUUUGUUCUUUGUGCUUGUUGUUUUUCCAGCCCCGAUGUAAAGACCACAUACGUGGUGCAUUCAGGGCCACAUGUGGUCUUUACGGAGGAACCUCAUAUAAGAACAGGUCCUUGAACGCACCGUUUCCGUCUGUUCCUUCACUUUAACUCGCUGCUCAUUCACUCAGUUAUUUGAUGCAUGUCAGUCACACGUUCCGUAACAUUUAUUUAUUGUAACGUCAUUGUAAGCAGCUACGAGAACAUUUGAAUUAAUGUUAGUGUUCGUUAGAAAUUCUCCCAUGAAGACAUUUUAUUUUUUCACAGCUGAGUUUUACUAUUUGUCUGUCACACAUUCACAUUACAACUACAUGCUAAUGUUAAGUUCAUCUUACUGACUGAAUGAUGCUGAACAGUGUGUCCCAUAUCUGAGUGUAUGUUGGAGUCACAGUGUGCCUUAUUGAAAGAUCAUGACAAUAAUUAUUGUAAUAUUUAGACUGAGUGUGUGUGAGAGAGAAAUAUAUAUUAAAGCUGAUGUUUGGAAAUCGU